AUGAAGUUUACAAGACCUGUUUAUGCUGUUUUUUUUGUCUUUCUUCUUUGUGCCUUGGCCAAAAUCGGCUUUGAAGGGAAACUGUGGAAACCCCAAGAGUUUUAUGCAGAUCAUGGUGUUGUAAUUAAGGAAGAGCAGGAGUGGAUACAUUGCAGGAAGGAAUUGAUAGAGAGGAACAAUGAUAUUAAGGACUAUGACUUGGAAAUAAAAACAAACUUAUUAGAUUGCAUUACAAGGACACAUCCUCCAACUCAUGAUUCAGAAGAGAAGGAGCAUGAUCAUGUGUCAGUGUCACAGUUUUAUUCCGAAGACAAUCGCGGUAGAUACUUGCUUGACAAGUUACCUCAGAGUGAGAGGAAACUAUCACCCAAAAAACUGCGUGUCAAGAAGAAGUUUGCCAACUCGCUUCCGCCUCAAGGGAUAACACUAAGUACCAUUUCUCCUUCUCCAAAUUCUCCACCUAUAGACUUUUAUGUGCUAUUUCCACCACCACCAGAUUCACCUCCCCCUCCUCCUCCUCCUCAAGUUGAUGAGGAGGAUAAUAGCAAACGAAAGAUACCAAUUAUCAUUGGUUCGGUUCUAUCAGGAAUAAUAAUCAUAGUAGGCAUGCUCUUAUGCUAUCGUGAGAUCAGGAAAAGCAGAAAAGUCUACAAAGAUGACAGGCCUUUAACUAUAUUAGGCUCAAGUGAUGUGUCUGGUUCAAAGAAGUCUAUUGCUUUGGGAAAUUCUAAUACCAAUGAAAAUGGUAUAAUCUAUGCAAAGAACCCUUCUAUUGUUGGGAAUGUUACCACUAGUCCUAAAGAUAACAAUGCCUCAUUGGGUAUGGGUGUUGGUGUGGGUUUGGGUUUGGGUGUGGCUGCGGGUGAGGCCUCAUCAUCAGAAAGCAAGGAACAAGUUCCAUUAGGUGCUGCUCCAGAAGGAUUAGCCCCUGAGCCGGCAGGGCCACCACCCCCACCACCUCCACCCCCUGCUGCUGCGCCUCGCCCCCCACCGGCUCCAAAAGCACCUGUUAGGCCUCCACCUGCCCCUCCUGUUAAAAUCCUUUCACGGGCUCGUCUUAGUAAUGUGGAAGAGGAUUCCGCGGAUGCUCCGAAAGCGAAACUAAAGCCAUUUUUCUGGGAUAAGGUUGCUGCAUCUCCUGAUCAAGCAAUGGUCUGGCAUGAGAUCAGAGCUGGGUCAUUCCAGUUCAAUGAACAGAAAAUCGAGUCUUUAUUUGGCUGCAACAACCCCAAUAGAAAAGAGUCACCAUCACAAGAACCUUCAUUACAGUUAAUUCAGAUUAUUGAUCCUAAGAAAGCACAGAAUUUAUCAAUUCUUUUACGUGCUUUGAAUGUGACUACAGAAGAAGUUGUUGAUGCCCUUAGAGAAGGUAGCGAGAUUCCCGUUGAGCUGAUCCAAACGUUAAUAAAGAUGGCGCCAACAACAGAUGAGGAACUGAAGCUGAGGUUAUUUGAUGGAAACAUUGCUCAACUUGGCCCUGCAGAGCGGUUUCUCAAGGUCUUAGUUGACAUUCCACUCGCUUUCCGACGUCUCGAGUCUCUACAACUCAUGCUCACUCUUCCAGAAGAGGUCUCAAGCAUCAAGGAGUGCUUUUCAACAUUAGAGGUUUCAUGUGAUAAACUAAGAAAAAGUAGGCUCUUCCUUAAACUACUAGAAGCAGUUCUCAAGACAGGAAACAGAUUGAAUGAUGGAACAUAUCGUGGCGGCGCUCAAGCCUUCAAGCUUGACACACUUUUGAAGCUUUCGGAUGUAAAAGGAACCGAUGGAAAGACAACACUUCUACACUUUGUGGUUCAGGAGAUCAUACGUUCAGAGGGAGUAAGAGCUUUGAGAACAGAGAGAGCGAGGCAGAGCAAUUCUAGUGUCAGAACAGAGGAUUCUGUUGAUGAUUCCAUUGGCCAAGAAUCAGAAGAACACUACCGAAGACUUGGCCUUAAAGUAGUUUCAGGCCUAAGCAGUGAACUUGAAGAUGUUAAAAGGGCGGCGAUUAUAGACGGCGAUGCUCUAACGGCUGCAGUGUGGAAACUUGAUCGGUUACUCAGCAAAAGUGAGGAGUUAUUGAACAAUGAUUUGAAGAGCAUAGAUGAAGACAGCAACUUCAAGCGUUCCCUUGAAAAUUUUGUGGACAAAUCAAAAGCUCAAGUGUCAUGGCUGUCUGAGGAAGAGAAGAGGAUCAUGGCUGAAGUGAAGGCUACAGCAGAUUACUUCCAUGGACAAGCAGGGAAAGAUGAAGGCUUGAGAUUGUUUGUAAUUGUUCGCGAUUUCUUGGUAAUGUUGGACACAGUAUGCAAAGAGGUGCAGUUAACAACACAGAAGCCAAUGAAGAUCUCUCAUAAGAAAGAGGCUUCAAAUUUGUCGUCGCCACCAGUAUCUCCAAAUACUCAGCAGCAGUCUCCUUCGGAUCUGCAUAGAAGACUGUUUCCGGCCAUAGCAGCGCGCAGGAUCCAUUGCUCUAGUUCAGAUGAGGAUGAGGACGAGAAAGAGGAUGAUAAUUAG
This is a messenger RNA of Arachis stenosperma, 2496 nucleotides long. Its product is annotated as formin-like protein 3. Bases 1 to 2496 code for a protein of 831 amino acids. The transcript has 6 exons. Gene Ontology annotation, biological process: actin nucleation; actin cytoskeleton organization. Lineage: Eukaryota; Viridiplantae; Streptophyta; Magnoliopsida; Fabales; Fabaceae. Gene Ontology annotation, molecular function: actin filament binding. The record is from RefSeq and is a predicted model, not a curated record.